Saccharomyces eubayanus is the source of this 927-nucleotide messenger RNA. RefSeq names its product mitochondrial 54S ribosomal protein uL22m (gene MRPL22). NCBI's taxonomy places the organism in Eukaryota, Fungi, Ascomycota, Saccharomycetes, Saccharomycetales, Saccharomycetaceae. Gene Ontology annotation, molecular function: structural constituent of ribosome. Gene Ontology annotation, biological process: ribosome assembly; translation. Gene Ontology annotation, cellular component: mitochondrial large ribosomal subunit; ribosome. The transcript has a single exon. The record is from RefSeq and is a predicted model, not a curated record. The coding region runs from base 1 to 927 and encodes 308 amino acids.
AUGAACUUGACGGUAAGAAUACCUCAGGUCAGCGGGCUUUCCAAAACUCUACUAUUUCCCUUGAGUAGACGGUCGAUACAUAUAACGCCUAUAAAUUUCAACAAUUCAAGAGGGUCUCUAUUUGGAAGCAUCACCGAAAACAAGAUAAAGGAAGAAAAGGAGAACAAAGAUGAGGAUCCGAACAGCUUUUCUAAUAGAUUGGCGGUUGCUUCUGAUUCCACCGGAGAGGCCGCUGAAGUUGAUAGGGACUCCAUAACGUUGAAGAACGAUAAAUUAUUACAACAGCAUAUCAUAGCAUUGCAGCAACCGGAGCAAUUAGCAUCUGAAAGCCUCCUUUCACCUUUGAAAAGAGAAAUAUACAAAGCUAAUUGUGAACUUAACAAUGGGUUUUACAAAAAAGACACGAUUGUAAAACUACCUGACUCUAAUAAGCGUUAUAAAUUAAAUUUGACAAGAAAAGAAAUCGAAGUGCUGGAACCUUCCGUAUAUGUUCAAUCAUACAGAAUCAAAUCUUCGAUGAAAAAGGCCACCCAUUUAUUAAGGUUAUUGGGUGGGCUCGAAGUUAUGAAGGCUAUUUCACAGUGUCAUUUUUCAAAUAAAAAAAUUGCUCGCGAAGUAGCAGAAUUGCUUCAAAAAGGAAUUGAAGAUGGCCAGAAAUUGGGUUUGAAGCCAGAGGAUUUAUACAUCUCUCAGCUUUGGACAGGCAGUGAUGGGUUUUGGCGAAAGCGCGUUGAAUUUAAAGCAAGAACAAGAAUUGGUAUUAUAAGUCACCCUUACAUUCACGUAAGAUGCAUUUUGAAAACAAAGAGCGUCACGAAGCAAAGACUCGCUUAUGAAGCAUCCUUGAAAGAGCAGAGAAGGGCACCAUGGGUUCAGUUGGGUGACAAGCCUAUCAGAGGCGUUACAGGUGGUGUAUAUAAAUGGUAA